Rotaria sp. Silwood2 is the source of this 255-nucleotide messenger RNA. The record is from the annotation of a GenBank genome assembly. NCBI's taxonomy places the organism in Eukaryota, Metazoa, Rotifera, Eurotatoria, Philodinida, Philodinidae.
AUGUUUGAUAUCAAUUUUCCUAUUUUUGCCAAAGAUGCUGUUAUACGACAACAUGAUGACGAUAAUGAAUUACCAGCUGUUUGGAAAUUUUUAAAAAAAGCUGAACCACCAUCAUGGAAUUUUUGGAAAUAUUUAAUUGAUCCAAAUGGUAAAGUUAUUAAAGCAUAUGGAUCAAACAUGCAUAUUCGUCAAGUUUAUCCCGAUAUACAAAAAUUACUUGUUAAACAUAAAUUAAUUGAUCAAUCAGAAUUAUAA